Messenger RNA from Lachancea meyersii CBS 8951, 2688 nucleotides. The record is from the annotation of a GenBank genome assembly. NCBI's taxonomy places the organism in Eukaryota, Fungi, Ascomycota, Saccharomycetes, Saccharomycetales, Saccharomycetaceae.
AUGACAAAAUUCGACAAAAAAAAUGCCACAGAUGAUGGUACCAAGCUGGAACAGCUUAUUGCAGAGCGCAAUCGACUCAUUAUGGAGCUUUACUGUGUUUCCAGAAUCCAAGAUUUCCUGCAUAUCACCAAUGAACAAGAACUGGCAACGGAGAUUCGUGAGUUUUUAGAUGUUCACGAUAUACGCAAAGGCUACCGUUUCGACCAAAACAAACUUCCCAGGUUCUCCCAAAUAGAGCCACCAUCGGAUAAGAAGCCAGUCAAAAGCAAGAGUAGCACUCCUGUGGACAAUUCCAAACGAGAUAAAGACUCAGCGAAGCCGGACAAAGAGGACCAUAAGACGACGUCUGAAAAGGAUAAGGACGCUACUAGAGACUUAAAGGGUAAAACAGUACGAGAUACUCAAUCUAGAGGCAAAAUUCUACAGCAAACGCCGAAAAAGGAGGACCGCAUCACGGUUGAGCUGGAAGAACUAGAUGUGAGCGAAGCUACCAAUGAUAAUGUCACAUCGAGUCGAAAACGUUCAAGAGAGCAGGAAACACCACAAGCUAUAGAACUAUCGCGGGAGCUACCAGAAGCACAACAGCUGACCCCGACCACGAAAGAACAGGAAAUUUUUAAUAAUUCUAAGCGUCAACAAACAAGCAGCUUUUUAAGAGACCGAGACCGGGAGCCUCGUAGCGUCAAUGUGAAGCGCACAAACCACCUUAUUCGUGAGCUGAGGCAGAAAGGGCCACAGAUCAAAAAUCUUUUUCACAAGGGAAACAUCAACGCUAAGGAAAGCGUGUACCUGAUUAUGAAAGAUACUGUUCCAUCAAUGAUACCUCAUGCGGUUCCUCUUUCAGAACUUAAAUUCAACUCCCAAACUCUACCUCUCAUCAAACUCAUUCCCACGGCUCACAAAGUGCUUACUUCAGAGAUUAUGAACACCGCUUUGAACGAGUGCAGGAUUGCCGUAGUAAGUUCCAGAAUUGAAGAACUGCGAAGACAAGGAUUGUGGUCUUUGAGGCAACCUAAGAAGUUCACGGAUCCUUGGGAUAAACUUAAAGACACCGAGUCUCAUCGUGGUCAUCUUUUAAAGGAGGCAAAAUGGAUGUAUUACGACUUUUAUGAGCACACAAAAUAUAAGCGGGCUGUUUGCCUGACCAUUGCGCAGGGCGUUAUGGAUUUCUGGAAUUAUGGAAAAGUCUGUUGUGUGAAAACUGAUCCAGUCAACCACCUCGAACCUACUCAAGAGACAUUACAGAGAGAUGAGGAAAAUUCACAGACACCACAAAAUGACCAACCGAGGACAGAGAUAGUUUCAACGCAGGAUCGCUAUUCUACCUCUUCCCCCGAAGUGACGGAGGAAACUAGCAGCACUGAAACAAUCGAUAUUUCAGAGCUUCUAAAGAGACCCGACCCUUCAAACGAUAUACAGAGCCUUAAAUUGCCUGAAAUUGAUGUGAAUUCCUACGUCAGAGACAAGCAAACGAGACCGUCUCCAUUCAAGCUACAUGUUUCACUCGAUGAAUUUAAUCAUGUGGAAAGGAAAAUCAUCGACGAUCUAAACGUCCUUUCAGGCACUUCAGAUCUAGAAAAAGCGCAUGAAGAAAGUUUUGAAGUUUUGUUCGAACCCAUUUCAAAGGCCACCGUUUUGCUGGAUGACGACCACUACCUGAAGAUUGUUGAGAGACAAAUUAUAGACGAAGAGCCAUCGUUAGUUCCAUUCAGCAAGAGACGUGGGAUGUUUUAUGGUAAUAGGCGAAGCCACUAUCUACGCCCACCAAUUGCACCUUCACUACGAUAUCUGAGAUACAGAACUCCAACGAUUUGGUUACCCCAGGAUGAUCAAGAAUUGGUAAGAAAUAUCAAUACCUACGCCUAUAACUGGGGACUGAUAAGUGCCCAUAUGUCAUCGAGACCAACAAGGUCUUACUGCUCCAACAUCGAAAGACGCACGCCCUGGCAAUGUUUCGAACGGUUUAUUCAGCUUAAUGAAAGGUUUCAGUUUAUUGAUAUGAAAGGGCCAAGGGCCCACCAUGCACAGGUUUGGCUCAUAGAGGCACAUAAGUUACAGCAGCAGCAAAAAAGAAGAAUUUCUCCUCUGGGCGUAGGUGAGGAAUCAAUACAGAGAGGUCACAAACGGUUACGUUGGGCAAGUAUGUUCGAGGCUAUGAGGAAGUGCAUCAAAAAACGCGAAAACGCACCUAGGCCAAAUCCCACUCAACCGAGGAAGCCUUUGGACUGCAAAAACACAAGUGUUCCUACUCCAGCAGAAAUGUCACAAUUGAAAGCGCAGCGCGACGACGCUCUUCGAAGGGAUAUUCAGAUAAGAAGAAUCGCAAAGCAGAAACUUCAAGCCGCCGCACUUACGCAAGGUCUUUCUCCUAAUGGCCACGCAAGGGCCUUGCCACGCACUUCGCCCUCAUCUGGCCAGCGUAGAGUUGUGAAUAAUGGGGUGGGAGCAAAUCGUGGCGUCUCAGCAGACAGCAACAUGAAAAUCACGACGCAAACGCCGAAACAAACACAGGGUACGCAGUACUCAAAGUCAACCGAAAGCCAGUUUAGAGGAAUAGCUAUUGAGCAGCAGUGUCAGCAGAAGCCACCUACUGUGCGAGGUGAAGUUCUAAAUAAUGAACCUUCAAGCGAAAAGAUUCUUUCUCCGACUCCUCAAGAGAUUCUUCAAAAACUUCAGCGCGGAAAGUGA